CAAAAUUCACAAAAGAAAAACUCUGCAUGCGUUACAAAAAUCUGUCUGUCUCUCUCUCUCUAUAUCUCUCUCGUAUGGCCGAAACAUCCAGACCGUCCGAUUCAUCAUCUGAUGACACAAGCCGCGACGAUCACUCUGAUAGGAGACCAACCACCGUACUCAAGCUAUUCGGAUUUCCAGUAAUCGAAGGCGAUGAUAAUCCAUCAACGGCUGAAAAUGCACGUAAAUUCGAAUGUCAGUACUGUGGCCGAGAAUUUGCGAAUUCUCAAGCCUUGGGUGGCCACCAAAAUGCUCACAAGAAAGAACGACAAAGGGCAAAGCGGGCCCAAUUCCAUCCUAGCCGUAGAUUCUCUCAGGCCGCGCCGAUCCUGACCCCACAUGCAGCGCGGCCCAGCGCCUUCUUUUACUCAGGUGGGCCAGGUGCAGCUAGAUUCCGAUCGCCUAUGGAAUACUACCAACCAGCACCGAUGUUAUCUCCGUCAUCGCCUCGACUCCCUUCUUGGUUUUACAUGCCCCGACCGUCCAUGCCCGUCGCUGUUGCGGCCGUCGGGAAUCCGACUGUCAAUCCAGCGAUGGCUGGAUUCACGGACGUCGAUGUAGGUGUAGAUCUUCAUUUGAGUCUUGCUCCCUCUUCUACUCCAUGAGAAAAUGAUCGAAUUCUUCUGAGUUUUUUUUUUUUUUUUUUGUAUAUAUUUUUUUAUUUUUUUAUUUUCUUUUCUCUUUGAUUUUAUGAGGAAGUUUAGAGCCGUUGUAUUUUGUUUCUUAUUGAUAAAUUCUUAGUUCUGUUUUUUGAUAGAAUCAGCCAACUUCUGAGUGUGAAAACUACCAAAUUUAAACCAGUUAGGAUGAAAAUGUCAAUUUUAGGGUGGAAAACUCAUUCUGGUUUACUAAAAAUUUAAAUUUAGUAAAACAUCAGUAGAUUUUCCACGUCGGAUUUUUGCUAAC
Molecule: messenger RNA, 945 nt
Organism: Magnolia sinica
Lineage: Eukaryota; Viridiplantae; Streptophyta; Magnoliopsida; Magnoliales; Magnoliaceae
Product: zinc finger protein 6-like
Exons: 1
Coding region: 27-644 (205 amino acids)
Biological process (GO): trichome differentiation; trichome morphogenesis; gibberellic acid mediated signaling pathway
Cellular component (GO): nucleus
Molecular function (GO): transcription cis-regulatory region binding; DNA-binding transcription factor activity
Source: RefSeq, a predicted model, not a curated record